Messenger RNA from Procambarus clarkii (red swamp crayfish), 4933 nucleotides. Its product is annotated as golgin subfamily A member 6-like protein 24. Lineage: Eukaryota; Metazoa; Arthropoda; Malacostraca; Decapoda; Cambaridae. The record is from RefSeq and is a predicted model, not a curated record. Gene Ontology annotation, molecular function: microtubule motor activity. Gene Ontology annotation, cellular component: microtubule associated complex. Gene Ontology annotation, biological process: spindle elongation; microtubule-based movement; mitotic spindle organization.
UGUUAAACUCUCCCUCGCAGUGUCUUCACCUUCCUUGACUUAAUUCUCACACUAAUAUAAUGGAGUUCCAGUGACAAGGCAGCAAUACCAGACGUUCUAUUCAGAGAACUGUUCACUGUGUUCUUGAAGCUCUGACAUGUUCUAGUGAAUAAGAUUUCGUCAAAUAGGUUGAGAAAAUGAGAGAAAUAACAAGAGGUUCUCACUAUAGUGCCGGGAUGUCUGAUCCCAAACGGGACAGGGACAGUGACCGGGACUCCCUCACUGGCUGGACUCUGGUGGACAGGGAAGGGACACCAGAAGACACUGCAAGUGAUGGCCCUCAGCAAGAAGACGAUGAAGAUGGUGCCGAAUCCAGCGUUAAUCCAGAGGGAGCUGGUGCUGACGUUGAAGAUGAGGAAGAGGAGGAUGCCGAGGAUGAGUCUGGGUGUGGCAUGGAGGAAGACGAAGAGGGCGGUGAAGAGGAAGCCCUGCCAGAUGACCUCGUGUCAAUGGGUCAGAGAGUGCAAGAGAUCAAGGGUGAGUCCAUCAAGGCAUCUUCGGGGUCGGACUCCAGUGACAUUGAGACGCUCGAGUGUCCCGAUCCUGGAGAGUUUUACGAGGACCACGCCUUGGCCUACAGUUCCAUGAGCUCAUCCUUGUUCUCCUCCUCCAUACGCAGUUUUACCUUUGUGGGUGGUUCAGAUGCCUCUCAAGAUAUGCAAAUCCAUAAUAGCACUAUGGUGAGCAGCAGUACCAUAUGGAAAGGUGUUGCCUCAAGUGUAGAUGAGGAGGGGGAUGUGGAGAGUAUUGCAAGUACUGACUCCAUCUUAGAUGCAGAGAAGGAAAAGCUUGCUGAUGAAGAGACUGACCUCUCGUUGGCAUCUUCACCGUCACUCCCAGAUGAUCUUCCAGCAAUUAAACCAGACACUCAGUAUAAGCAUAUUCCAGACAAAGACCUCAACAGUCGCCUCAAUAUUGUUGUGGCUCUGACGUUGGCUUGUGUGCUGGGUCUUGGCAUAGGACAUUUUCUUGGACUUUUGGCCCUGUCUGUGGGUGGAGGAUCACAAGGUUGGUCCAGUCGCUCAGUCUGGCAAGAAAGUAUGAAUUCAGCACAGGUACGUAGGCUGCGUGAACUCCAAGAUGAUCUGGUUUCCUGCAUGAACAUGCCCCUUCAGGCUUCCUCGCAUCCAGAUCCAGAUUUUUUGGUUGAUUCAUCACCUCCUAUUAUGGAUAAAUUUCAAGCUGAAAUGGAUUCUGAUAAUCCUGAUUACCAAAGUGGAUCUUUCAUUCCGGUUCUGGCUGAUGGAAAUGGAGAUGGUUUAUUAAAUGUUGAAUCACUUGUAGAACCUCUUGUAAUGCCUUUAGAAGAUACUGGAGUUGUGCUUAACCCAAAUAGAAAAGCUGGCAUGUCGUUUUUGCAUGGUAAAGUUGAAAGCCCCAAACCUACUGAUCCAGCAUUUGUCGAUCCUAAUCUUAUUCAUAAUAAGCCAAACUUUGUUUCUGAUUUGCAUAUGAAACCUGUUAAAGAAAUGCCAGAAAUGCUACAUGAAAUUCCAGAAACCAAUCCAAUGACUAACCCACCAGCAGUAGAGGCAGAAUUGUCUACUCAACUUCCUUUAUCAUCAGAUAAUGUGGAAGCUUUGUUUGACAUUGAAGAAAAAGAAUCUACAUCUCAAAGCAUCCCUCUCCCAAGUGGUUGUGCUUCACCCAGUUUGCCUGAAGAUUUGUCAAGCAGUGUUGAAGAGGAUUUGUCUUCUGAGUUAUCCUCUUCUGUAGGAGUAGAAGCUUUGCAGAUACUCGAUGCCAUGAACUUGGAGAACGAAGAGAUGGAAUCCGAAAUUAUUCGACUUCAGCGGGAAAACAUCGCUCCGAUUAAAAUACGUGGGAAAGAUGGUAAAUAUGCACGAAGUUUGAGAGAAAGGAUCAACCAUUUGAUUGUUGACAAUGAAGAGCUACGAAUGGCUGUUGGGAAACUUCAGUUUGCUAACUUCCCAGAUAGUGACACUAAUGCUUUCAACUCAGCCCUUGAAAAGAACUACAACCUCAGACUUGCUGCUGGCAAGCUUACUCAUUUAGGUCCUGAACUGAAUGCAUUAAAAGAAUCUGCAAAUGAUCUUCAAGCAGAGAAUCAAGAACUGAAGAUUCAAGUUGGAAAACUUCGUUAUCAGCAGCAACCACUGCCUCAGGAACUGAAUGCUGUGGCCCGUGAGAUAGAAAAGCUAAAGAAAACGAUAGAAGAAGCCUCACAGAAAAAGAAUGUACCACCCAACCUUAACAAUGCAAAGACUUAUGUAACUUAUAUGUCUCAGAUAUUGUCUGCUAUUCACACCUUGCAUGAGUUUGAAGAAGGAAGCCUUGCAGAGAAGAUAGAUGUUGCUGCAGAUGUCUUUGAGGAUUUGGCUCCAGAAAAUAUUAAACUGAAUUCUCAGACGAGACAGAAACUGAAUGCUGCUCGAUCUAAAUUUUCUCAGAUUCAGGCAUCGCUAUCAAGAAAAUGGGAAAAGCUUAAGGAACUUAGCCAACCAGAAAAACUUGCAGCCGUGAGCCGUGACACACACUCGAAGAUGAAUCGUGUGAUUGUUAAUGUUGUGAAUAAAGUGAAGGAGAUUGGCCGUACAAACAUCUUGAGACGUGGCAAAGCCUCACUGGAGAAAACAAUCAGCACACUCGCAGAACAACUCGCAGCUCUUGGGUUGCAAUUUGAUAAGACCUGGAAGGACUUAGAGGGUGACGUGGAAGUAUCUGACAAAGACCUGGAUGUUGCGGCUAAGAGUAAGGAUAAAAUUAUGAGGGUGGCAGAAGCAGUGGUUGUGACAGAGGAAGCUGCAGCUACACAUACUGAAGUUGAGAAACAGUUGCUGAUGGAUAAGAAAGAAGAAGACGAAGCAGCAAAGAAAAAACUCCCAGCAGAAGUAAAACCUGAAGAUGAAGUUGUAGUCACUGCUAAAGCUAAAAGAGAAAGUGCAGGGGUAAAACAAGCGGGAAAGAAGCAUACUCAAGUGAAAGAAAUUGUUUCAAAGCAGUUUUCUACAACUGCUGCCAAGCCUCAGAAAGGAAGAGAAGGAAGACGCGGAGGUGGAGGAGAUGGAGGAGAUAAGAAAAAAUUACCAGACGACAAGAAAGAAAAGGAAAUUAAAAAAAUGAAAGAAAAAGUUGAAGAGAAGAAACCGGUUGAUAAGCGGCGCAGAUCAAGAAGAAGUAGAAUAAGUGAUAAGGAAGAAAAGAAGGAUAAAAAUGAGAAAAAAUCUACAGAGAAUGAAUCUAAUGAAAAGCAGAAAAUAGAUAAUAAACAACAGAAGAAGAGAGAAAAUGGCAAGUCAAAAGAUAAACGGAAUGGCCAUAGCAAUCGAAAUGACAAAUCACGCAAUUAUCAUCAGAGAAAUGAAAAAGAAAACAAAAUACAGGGCAAGGAAGAACCUCAAAGAUACUACAAAGGACAAUACAACAAAUAUGACAAAAAGUAUCAUCAUCAUGAUGAUGACGACGAUGACGAUGACGAUGAUGAUGGUCAUAGUUAUAAAAGGAAGCAAUAUAAGAAAAAACAUCAUGAUGAUGACGAUGAUGAUGAUGAUGACGACGACGAUAACUACAAGAAGAGACGUUAUGCAAAAUAUUCCGAUGAUGAUGAUGACAGUAAUGAUAGGAAAAAGGGAUUGAUGCGCCACUGGCAGAAACCACAUAAGAAGAAUUACCAUAGAGAAUAUUCUGGGCCCAAGAAAACUUUCAUUCGAAGACGCGGUAAGAAUCAUACGCAGCACUACAAUGGGGAGUGGUCUAUCAGGAGAGCAACAGGUCGUGAGUACAAGCGCAGAGAGGAGCAAAAGUCUGAUUGGUUGUUUGAACGAGCAAAGGACAGAAGGAAUAUGAGAGAGAAUGAACAAAAGGCUGACUGGCAAUUCAACAGAGCGCAAGGAAGAAAGGACCUGAGAUUUCAUGAUGAUUAUCAAGCAGACAGAUUUCAGGACUAUGACAGAUUCGGUCAUGCUAGGUAUGAGAAGCGCGAAACUCGUAGACGUUAUGUAAGAUUUGAUGAUGAGGAGGAUGAUGAUAAUGAUGAUGAAUAUUAUUACCAUAAGCAGCAGGAAAAAAGAGGCGGACAUGGGCGUCAUGAAUACAAUAAGGGAAAAGGCCAACGGGAGUGGGUCAUCCCUAAUUUUAGUGCAACAGGAAAAACAUACUACCGUUAAUCAAUAUCAUUCAGGCUUUUUGUAGCUGUAUUCCUUCAAGUGUUACUGCAACUAGAGUACAUUCAGGAGAUAGCCUUAGAUUUGUCUCUGGGAGGGAACCAAUUAGCAUAAACAGUUCACUGCUUCCUGUAGAAUAGUUUCACGGAUUUAAGGUUUCACGAAGAGAAGGGAUAAGUAUUAUUUUUAACUAUUAUUUUAAUUAUUAUACAAGUAAUUAUAAUUAUUAUUUAUUUUUUAUUUUUAUUUAUUUUUUAGUGAAACUACUGCAUGCUUUAGUCUGUUAAAUGCAAGGACCGUGCAUGUGGUUUGUAUGUUGUUUACCUUUACCACAUUAUUUAAUCUAUGCUUUACCAUAGCGCUAUGAAAAAUAAAAGAAAAAACAUUUUUGUGCCCACACGUUUCUAAAUCACUAGUGUAGAAUACAUUUAUCCACUUGUGACAUGAAGUAUGCAACAGCUGUGUACAAAUGUAAAGUAUGAAUGUUUAUAGUUUUAUUAAUCACCAUUAAACAUUUACUUUACAAAAGAUAUAAUUUUUAAACAAGAUAAAUCAGAUGCAGAGGAGACCAAAACAUGUCAACUGGUGAGUAAUACAGUAUUUAAAAUGCUUUGUACUCCGUCAUGGACUCCCAUUGUGAAGCUUUGUUCAUUGUUUGACGUAAUACAAGUCAUUAUAACACUACCCAGUUGACACUAUGGAUACCCAAGUAAAUGAUGAUUUAAUAAUGAAUGUUGAUGUGACACUAAAUACAAAAUAACAUUGGCUCA